UUUUGCAAUCUCCUUCCUCCUUCAGUCUAUCCCUUCUCUCUCUCUCUCUCUCUCUCUGUGGCUCCCGGUUCAUUCAGUCCAUCUCAGUCCCUCCUCUCUCUGUCUGUCUCCAACAGUACAGGACUUUCUCAUUCACUACAGAUUCCUCUCACACGCUCGGAGCUCCCAAUCCGAACAGCCUUUCCACACACAGACACUCGAGAAUGUUACUGUAUUUGGUGCUCCUGGUCUCUCAAGUCUCGGCGGACGGUCGAUAAUGAGCGAUUUCCCCUUUUCGGUUUUAUUUUUAUUUUGUUUUUAAAUAUAUCAAUCCUCAACAACCCGCCUCAAAGUCUCAUCGCUCCGGCAUGAAAAGAAGGGAUUUCUGUCUCUCCUCGUCAAUCGCCUUCAGCUUCCCAGGUCCCUGCCCGAACCGGAGCUGGAACUAUAGGGUCGGCUGCAACUUUAUACUGAGCUGCUUCGACACCGGGUCUCUGUGCAUCUUAGCCGCCCAGGAGAACGGUCAUUAGGAGCUACUGUCAUCCAAGUGCAGCUGACCACUGAAGACAACAGAGCCACCCCAACCCCAACAUUACAAAUUCCUCCUGUGUGCCUGUGGCAGUACACCGAGACCAUAUGCCACUCCAAUUUUGUAUCUGCACUCUCCAUUGUAUACUCUUUUUGAAAAUGGUCGAUUAACUGAGGACUCCACAGAAUGGAGCAAGAAUGAACAGAAAGUGGCUGAAAGAAAAGCAUGAACUGGAGGUUUAUUGAAUUCAUCUACCUACUGUUUAUAUGGGAUCAUAUAACAGUAAAGCCUUCCCACCAGGAUCCUACAGCCACCCAGAACCAUGUCACUAAGCAGUUUGAUUGGCUUAUAUCGGACAGAGGUCCUUUCCACAACUCGAGGGGAUAUUUAUCCUUUGUGGAAAGAUAUCGUCAAGGAUUUACAACCAGAUACAAAAUAUAUAGAGAAUUUGCACGUUGGAAGGUGAGAAAUACAGCAGUUGAAAGGAGGGACUUAAUCCGGAACCCCAUCCCACUAAUGCCAGAAUUCCAGAGAAGCAUCCGCCUGCUGGGAAGGAGACCUUCAACCCAGCAGGUGAUAGACACCAUCAUCCGAAAAUACGGAACUCAUGUCCUAUCAUCAGCAGUCCUCGGAGGUGAAGAAGCACUUACCAUGUACAUGGACAAAAGUAAGUUAGAUGGAAAGUCUACAAAUGCCAGUCAAAGUGUGGAGGCCCUCCAUCAACUUGCCUCAUCCUACUUCAUUGACCGCGAUGGGACCAUGCGACGGCUCCAUGAAAUACAAAUCUCUACUGGAGCAAUCAAGGUAACAGAAACACGGACUGGACCUCUGGGGUGUAGCAGUUACGAGAACCUUGAUUCAGUGAGUUCUGUUCUACUGCAGAGUCCUGAGAGCAGAUUGCAUUUGCAAGGUCUCCAGGUUGUUCUUCCUGAAUACCUGAGAGAGAAGUUUGUGCAGUCAGCCCUGAGCUACAUCAUGUGCAAUGGAGAAGGUGAAUACAUCUGUAAAAACAGCCAGUGUGCUUGUCAGUGUGCAAUAGAAUUUCCACAAUGCAACUGUCCUAUCACUGACAUUCAACUCAUGGAGAAUUCAUUGGCUGGACUUUCUGAGGCCUGGAACACAGCUUAUAAAGAUUUUGAAACAUCAGAUGAAUUCAAGUCCUUCUUGAAGCGUUUGCCCACCACACAUUUCCUGACCGUGGGGAGUGUCCACCAGCUCUGGGGCAAUGACUGGGAUCUCCAGGCACGGUACAAAAUGCUCCAGAGCUCUGUGGAGACGCUAAAAUUGAAAAUCCAGCGCACUGCCCGCAAACUCUUCAGCCUCAGCAUCCGCUGUCGUCACAACCCUAACCACCAGAUGCCUCGAGAAAGGUCAGUUCAUCAAUGGCUGAAUCGGGUCCAGUCGUUCCUAUACUGCAGCGAGAACGGUUACUGGGGCACCUUCCUUGAGAGUCAGAAGAGCUGCGUGUGCCAUACGGUGGCCACUGUGUGUCAGCGGUCCAUCCCCUGCAACAUCGGCAGCAACAGCAGCUGUGCUAUGUGUAGCCUGGCCAACAUCUCCCUGUGCGGCUCCUGCAACCGAGGCUUCAAGCUAUACCGGGGACGCUGCGAGCCCCAGAACGUGGACUCGGAGCGCAGCGAGCAGUUUGUCAGCUUCGAGACUGAGCUGGACUUUCACGACCUGGAGCUGAAUUAUCUCCUGGCGAAAAAGGAUUCACGGCUGUCCAUCCAGACCAUGUUCAUCAGCAAUGAGAUCCGCCUGGACACCUUUUUCGACCCUCGGUGGCGGAAGCGGAUGUCGCUGACCCUGAAGAGCAACAAAAACCGUGUGGAUUUUAUCCACAUGGUGGUGGGCCUCUCCAUGAAGAUCUGCCAGAUGAGGAAUAGCAGCCUCGAGCCGGUGUUUUUUGUUUACAUUAACCCCUUCAGCGGCAGUCACUCUGAGGGCUGGAGUACGCCCAUUGGCGAGCACGGUUACCCGAGCUGGGAGAAGACGAGACUGCAUGACUCGCCCUGCUACAACUGGACCCUGCUGCUGGGCAAUAGGUGGAAGACGGUCUUCGAGACCGUGCACAUCUACUUGCGCAGUCGGUCCAAACUGCCGGCCUCCCUGCGCAACGUGACGGCCCAGGGCCCCGUGGACCUCUCGGACCCCAGCAAGCGGCAGAUCUACAUCAAGAUCUCGGACGUGCAAGUGUACGGCUACAGCCUGCGCUUCAACACCGACCUGCUGCGCAGCGCGGUCCAACAGGUCAACCAGUCGUAUGCGCAGGGCACGCAGUUCCACUCCUCAUCCUCGGUCAUGCUGCUGCUGUUGGACAUCCGAGAGCGCAUCAACCGGCUGGCACCCCCCGUGGCCGCGGGCAAAGCACCCCUAGACCUCUUCUCCUGUAUGCUGAAACAUCGUCUCAAGCUCAACAGCAGUGAGGUCAUGCGUGUCAACCACGCACUGGACAUGUACAACUCUGAGAUUCUAAAACAGGCAGAUCUACUGACAACUAAACUUUGUUGACUUUCCCCUGCUCCCCCCCACCACACCCAAAAAGGAACUUGUUGAGAUGUACAGUUGCGAAAAUAAAGCAUAGCAACACACACACACACACACACACACACACACACACACACACACACACACACACACACACACACACACACACACACACACACCCAGCCCCUCUCUAUCUCUCUCUCUCCCUCUCACACAUACACACACACACUCUCUCUGUCUCACACACAGGUACACAAACACACACAUUCUCUGUCUCUCUCUCUCUGUCUCACACACGCACGCACACACAGACAAACACACAAAUUCUAUGUCUCUCUCUCUCUGUCUCACGCACACACACACACACAGACAGACACAGACACACAGAAACACCACAGAAUGGUUUCUUUACAAAACACGGGGAACCUGCAAGAUGUCUCAGCAAAUUGAUUUGUCCAAGCAUGUUUUCUUAUCUCUACAGGCAAGGACACCUUUUUAGUUCCAACUUUAAAAGAAACAAAAAGGGGAGGCCUUUCAGGACCCGGGAAGCGGUCGGGAAUACUCAUUGUGAACUACUGCCAUUCCAAUAUAUUAGCAUUCUUAUGAUUUCCACAGGUGCACAUGCUAGCUGGUACCUAGCGUGAAUUUGUACAGAAAAUUUAACAGAGAAGAAAAACAAUAAGUUCCACUGAGGCAAGUGGAAUAUAAAUAAGGCAUUAAAAAAGAUAAAAUUAAGGGAUAUUGAAAUGUUAAGUAUGAGCACACGUGGAGCUAUAUGUUGGGAAAAUUGCAGGUUUUUGAGGUGAUGGGGUUGUGGGUGGUUUUGUGGACAAAAUUAAGAUGGAUUUCAUUAAGCCUCUUGCCAUGUCCCACAGCGCAGUAGGUCCUUUUUGGCAACAUCUGUACCCAGGCUGCCAGAAUGUUCCAGAAAAUAUUUAUCUCGCCAAUCUCAUACCAUGCAGUUGGACAACUGCCCUCUUAAGAGAUGGCCCACAAGCAUCUAAUUAAAUAAUGACCACAAAUUCAGAUUCAAAGAGACCCAGUAGGUAUUGCACACUGAUGGACAUCAUGGGUUGAAUAUUGCAGCCAGAGAAUAGUGUAGUGCAAGUUACCUUUUCCAACAUUCGCUUAGAUUGUAAUUCAGAUUCAUCCUCCAAUGGUACAUCUUCAGCAUUGGCUAACAAUCAAACAGUCAGCACUUCAGCAAAAACCUAAUUGGAAAAAGCUCAAGAGGGGCCAUAGAGUCAGCUGGUAAAUUGAGAAAUAAAGUUUCAUAAUUUGACAAUAUUUACCCUCACUCAUUGCUUAAUGAUUCACUGAUGUUUAACCGCUGUCUGCUGACUUAAUUCAAUGCGAGCAUCCUUCUCUUCAUCAUCAUGUUGGGAAGGAGUGGAUGAUGUUUUAGUUAAUCUCAAUAAAAAGAGAAAAUGCUGAAAAUCCAUACUGUACUAGGCAGCGCUGAAAAGAAACAUCCAGUCAUUGUGUGGGAGAUUGUACCUCUGGUCUUGAUAUGCUCAAUAUGACUCUGUCAAAUGUUGACUGACUUGUGCACUUCCAUUGUUUACUUUGUAUUUUUGGCUUCAGAUUUCCAUUACCUUUCUUUGGGCAUAUAUUUUAAUUGUAGCAUUUGUGCUUUUCUAUUUUGAUCCCCCUCUCUGUGCAAGGGGAUCUUAUUUUUAGCUACAAAUUGCUCAAACUGUUCAGUCAAUGAAGUUCUCUGAUGAUAGAUCCUCCUAUUUCUCCCCCCAACACCUCAUCUUUCUGAUAUUGCCUUGAUAUUGGAACCUUGGAGACAAUAAAUUUUAUCACAUGUACAUAGUCAGACUCUUGUAUCCAGGCAGGUGUGGAGUGUAGAAAAGUGAGUGGUCAAAGUGAAGCAGCCAAAUAACUUCCUCACACAACAUUUCCCCACUCAUUCCGCAGAUGAACAACUGGGAAAAGUCUGUAGCAUUUAACACCAAGUGUUUUGAGAGAUUAUAAAUGUGAGAGAUUACUUUUGAGGUGUUUCUAUUACUCUGGAGCCUGCAAUACAUGAGAUAAUGAUCCUAUAUAUUAUCCUCUGUAUUCAUGGAUUUUACAUGACAAAAUGACUAAUGACAAUCAUCACUGACCCUCACCGCAGUUCAGUGUCUAUGCCUUGGUCAGUCUAACGUUGAUGUUGAGAGUCUCCUAUAUUUUAAAACCAAGCAGCCAGCAGAAAUGACUUUAAUAUUCUUGUCCAAGCUCCCAUUUCCGUUUUCAUUACCUCGUGUCACUGAGUUUUAUAAUUCCACCAAUCCUUUAAACCUGUUAAACGCAAAAGCCUCUUUUGUGAAGAUUGUGACAGAUUCAUUUAUCAUAUUCUUUGUAAAAUACAAGUAAAGUAAGAUCUAAACAUUUGCUUACCUAACACUCAUUCCCAUUUCCUUCAGAUAAAUGCGUUCUUCUUCUUAAUUUUAGUGUUUCCUGCCCUUCCCACAUUCACACAAUAAUAACUAAAGUCUCCUUUGUUGUAAAAGUGACAGGCUAUGUGUCAAGCUCAAGCACAUUUUGGGUUAUUAUAAUUCACUUCUGCACUUUGUGGGUUUAGGAAGAGGAAAUAGUUCCCAAUUAUUGGAAUUGCACCUAAGGACAGAAAUUCAGAACCGGUGAUCCGAACUUCUGUGAGGAAGGGUCACCGGAUCUGAAAUGUUAACUCUGAUUUUUCCUUCACAGAUGCUGCCAGAUCUGCUGAGCUUUCUCCACCAACUUCUGUUCUUAUUUCUGAUUUACAGCAUCCGCAGCUCUUUCAGUUUUUAUUGGAAUUGCAUGUUGUUCGCAAGUUUGGGAAUGUUGUAGAGUCAUACAGCAUGGAGACAGACCUCACAGUCCAACCAGUCCAUGCUGACCAUGUUUCAAGACUAAACUAGUCCCACUUGCCUGUGUUCAGCCGAUAUACCCCCAAAACUUUCCAAUUCAUGUACUUAUGCAAAUUUCUUUUAAAUAUUAUCGCUGCACCUGCAUGCACCACUUCCUCUGGCAGUUCAUUUUGCAAAGAAACCAAGCUCUGUGCAAAAAAAAAUGCCCCUCAUGUUCUUCUUAAACUUUCUCCUCUCACCUUAAAAAAUAUGCCUCCUAAUUUUAAACUCCCCUAUCCAAGGGAAAAGACCCUUGCUAUUCACCUUAUCUGUGUGUCUCAUAAUUUUAUACAUCUCUAUAAGGCCACCCCCUCAACCUCCUACGCUCCAAUAGAAAAAAGUGUCAGACUGCUCAGCCUCUUUUUAUAACUCAAACCCUCCAUUCCUGGCAACAUCCUGGUUAAUCUUUUCUGAACCCUCUCUAAUAUCUUUCUUAAAGCAGGGUGAUCAGAACAGUACUCCAGAAGAAGCCUCACCAAUGUCCUGUACAACUUCAACAUGACAUCCCAACUCCUAUCCUCCAUGUCAUUAGCUUUGAUGGUCCGUGUUCUUUCCUUGAUCUCCAACUCUUCCCAGGUUGGAAAACUCAAUCCUUGUUAGCAUUUGAGUGGACUUGCGGAGUGCUGCAGAGGGCUAUGGAAUUCUAUCACUGUCUCCCCACUUGCCAGCUAACUUCCCUAUAAGGAGACUCAGUGCCUUGAGUAAUGUAAAUAAUGCUAAUAACUUUCUUUUUUCUUAUUUCCCACUCCAAGUUAAGAUCUGCCUGGUUUAGGUAGCUUUUUUAGUUUGGCUUUCUUGUUUGUGCUUAGGUGACAUUGGUAAGUCAAGAGAAAAAAGUAAGUUAACAGACAUAAGUAGAACAUUCAUGAAUACUAUGAAGCUGGUACUUUAUCUGUCAUUGUACAGAUAACAUUUAACUAAAGUGACUUCAUCUGACCUAAGGUCUACACUUCAGGGUUAAGCCAGAGAUGAGAUAGAAGAUGCAGAAUCACAAAAUGAAGUUUAAUUCUCCACUUUAUCAAGACAAAACUUUUCUACUCAUUUAUCCAUCUAUUUCUUGGGUGCAUGAUGGAGAUUGUUUUCUUGAGUACUGAGAUUUCAAAUUCUGAACCUUGAAGACCCUUUAGAGGCCAUGUUUGUUUAUAGGAAGUUGAGGAGUGAUUCCUUGAGUCACUGGUGAGGACUGUGUUUGCAAAUUGGUCAUCUGUGUAGAUUUUGUAAAUGUUUAUAAUUUGAAUGUGUUCAUUUUUGGGAGAUGCUCAACGUAAACAUGAACAACAUGAGAGCCAGUUUUGGAGACACUUUCUUUCAAUUCUGGUUGUGUUGUUUAACCUCUCUAAUAUCUGAAUUUCCAUCUCCAAUAAACAGUAACAAAGUACACCUUAUAUUACAAUUUACUUAUUUUCUGAUGAAUCUGAUCAACCACUAUGCUGACAGAGUUUAUUUAAAAUAUACCUUUGUGUGAUCAUAUCAGUGUAGCUUUAACAGAAAAAUCAGCACAAAUUGGUACCUAUACAGUAUAAUUAUUAAACUUACAUGUGCACAAAAGUCACUUGGUAGUGCAGAAUUUGAAUAUUGCUGAAAGGAGAGAAUAUUCCCAAAACCUUCUGUCUUGCAUUCAUCAAGGCAAAUGCAAGAAUGCCGAAUUUCAAACAAUCACAAUAAUUUAUAAUAUAGAAGAAAAGGGUGCUGAUUGCUAAGCAAGUUAACUCUGAUAUUUCUUUCUUUAUUCUAUCAUGGUAUAUGGACAUUGCUAGAAAGGCCAACAUUUAUUGUUCUCCCCUUAGUUGUCAUUGAAUUGAAUAGCUUGCUUGGCCAGUUUAGACGUCAUUUAAGAGUCACGUAAAUAGCAGUGGAUUUGGAGACAUGCGUGGACCAGACUGGGUAAAAAGAACAGAUUUCCUUCCAUAAACGACAUUAUGAACAAACUGAAGAAGACUGAAAUUUGGCUCAAAACUUCAGCUCUGUUACUCUUUCUACUGAUGGUACCAGCCCUGCUGAGUAUUUCCAGCAAUUCCUAUGUUUAUUUUAGAAUUGUGAAACAAAUUUGGGCACGACUUCUUCAAUCACAUCACUGUGCAGCAAUGGCUCAGUUGAUAGAAUACUUGCUGAUGUGUAGGUGUCAGAAGUUCAAAUGUCCUUCCAGAUAUUGAGGCAUAAACUCUAGACUGAUAAUCUCAUCAGUGCUAACGGAGAGUUGCACUGUUAUUAAUAGUCAUUCCUUCACAGAAUUUGACCAUGACUGACAAGGCCAGUAUUUAUUGUCCAGCCCCUGUCAUUCUUCUGAUGGUCUUUUAAAUGAAAAGUUAAACCAAGGUCCCAUCAGCCCAGUAAAUUUACCAGUUCUUGAGCCAUGAUUUAGAAGGAAAGGAAGAAAGUUAUUUCCGCUGUUCUAGCUAGCGUUAGUGCUUCAAGCAACUUCACUAAAGAAAGGAUUAUUUAAUCAUCAUCACAUUCCUUUUUGUAAGAGCUUGCUAUUUACAAAUUGAUCAUCACAGUCCCCAUGUAUCAGAAAUCACACUUGAAAAAAAAAUACUUAAUUGGCUAUAAAGCAUUUCAAGCACAUAGCCACAGAUGCUAUAUAAAUGCAAUUGUGAUUGGAAGUGUUUCCAAGCAGCCGAUUGACAAAGUCAAAAAUGUUUACCCUGAUUUCAGUGAAUAUAUAGUGGGUAUUUGCUGCAUUGUAGUCCUUGCUUCAGUCGAUAACAAUUUUAUGUGAUCACUCUUAGUUUUAUGAAAACCAGGCACUAUUGUUAAAUUAUUGAUGGUGUGUCCCCUGCUAAUUAUGCAUGCAAGCAAUUGAAGCACUCGACUGGAAGCUAAUUAUCACUUAAAAACCAUACAUAAUAAAAGGAGUAACAAGAUAUUGCAGUAAUCACUGCGUUAUUUAAAAUAAUAUGUGCUGCUUUUAUCUUAAAAAGUGCUGAUUAUCCAGGUUUGAAACUGCCAAUAUGCACGAGAAAAUUAAAUGAGUGUCAAGGGAAAUUUUGUACACAAUUUCAGUUGAGAAAUUCUGGGUACUUUGAAACUUCUCAGUUUAAAAGAUUAAAGCAAAGCUUUAUCUGAACGUACCAUCCAACUCCAGAGAGAAGUAUACAUGUGUUUGAUGGUGUUCUCAUACCAUCUGAUUUUGUGGUGUCCCUUCAAGUGAAAUGCCUCUGAUGACACAGAGAGAAAUUUCUCCCUUUCCAAGGGCAUCUCUUUCCAAAGUGUGGCCAAUUUGAAAGCCACUCUCACAUUUGGACAUCCAUUUCUGGAAAAGUGACAUUCCUUGAUUUUAGAUGCUUGUGUACGUCAACCUUGAAACUCUCCCUUUACUCUCCCCUUUUUGCUUUGUAACUAAAGGCAGGAGAUCCAACGUAACAGCUGUUAACAUCUGAAUGUAAUGGAUAGCUUUAUUGUUCGAGUUGUGGAGGAUAGGCAUGAACUUACUAGGCAGCAAUACUUGAAGGACUUUAGAAGGAAGGGGAGUUUAGAGAUGGGGGUGGGGUUAGCUUGCAAGAAUUGAGGUAAACAAGAGUUGAUUAAUUGAAAAGAGGCCUCCAUACUAUACCCAUCACAACUGCGAGGUAGUUUAUGAAUCGCUGGCUGCAUUCUAACAAACGCCAAGUCACUCCUCUGCACAGAGGCAUUUAGUGACUCCUGAUUAAUCAAUGCCUCAGUUUGAAGAUUCUCGGCCAUUGAUUCCAAAUCCUUGGAUGACCUUGACUCUCACUUGCUCUGAAUUUCUUGCUGUCUCUCAGACCCAAUGAGAUUUCUAUAAUUGCUGGAAUUCUAGCCUCUUGCGCAUUCCUAAUAUUUAUUGUUCCAGCCCUUCACCUGCCAAGGCUUAAUGCUCUGGAAUUUCCUCUCUAAAUCUCUCUGCCUGCUUCUCUGUCUUUUCUCAUUUAUCAUGCCCCUUACAAACUAGCUGUGACCAAGUCUUUGCUUAUCUAGCGUGACUUUGCUCAGUGUCAUUUAUUUUUACUUGAUAAUGCCUAUCAGGUGCUUUGCAACAUCAUGUAGACUCAUCAACAGCAUGGAAACAGACCCUAUGGUCCAACUUGUCUAUGCUAACCAGAUAUCCUAAGUUACUGUAGUCCCAUUUGCCAGCGUUUGGCCCAUACCACUCUCGAACCUUUCCUACUCGUAUAUCCCUCAUUUUAAACAUUAAAUAUGCCACAUAAUUGGAAGUAGUUAUCUCCUCUGCAGUGACUGCUCACAAUUAGACUGGCAAUGGAUAAUUUGCACUCAACAGACAUUGCCAUUCCUGACAUGAAUAUACAAAGAAUGCAGUUGACGACAUUCUGUUGUUUGAAAUGUAUGCACAAAAUCCUCUCAGCAUUGUUCUUAAAGGGGAAACAGUACAACUCAUACACCCCAAUACAACACAAAGCGUUCAAAUUUCUCUGCUGAUAUCAAGGAGAAUUACAUGUCAAUUCUAGUAGGUGCCCUUCACUUUUUGCUUUCUGUUUUCUAAGCUUUUACCUGCAUUUCCAAAUCUCCCAUCAGCGUAGUAGGAACAAAAUGGUGAUUCUAAAUGGUCGCUGAAUGUUUUCCUUGUAAGAACUAGCCUUGAAAUAUUUGAAAUGGAUCAUUCAUUGAACAAUGCAGUGUCUCAAAAGCCAAAGUUGACCAACAGAAGGUAUUGAGCAUGUAGCAGGCCACGUUACUGUUAUUGCUGCACAGUGAAACAGAAUCCAUGUGGAAAUUGUCACAGAGGUGAUCCAAAGCAGCCAGUAGAAGAUUGCUAAUGCUUACCAUCUCUGGGUUUUGUUUUAAUUUCUCAAUAGUUGAAAUUAUUGUAGAGACGAGUCAUCUAGCCCAAGUGGCCCUGUUGAUGUUUGUUUCAAAAGAGGCUCCUCCUACCCCCUUACAACAAAUUGUAUAAUUGCAUUAUAUUGCUUUCUCCUUCAUGGUGAUCUAGCUUUCCCUUGAAUGUGCCCAUGCUAUUGCACCUUAUGAUAGUGUAUUCCACAGCUCACCGUCUUUAGUUAAGGAACAUGCUUCUGAAACUGAAGAAGGGUCACAGGACCCAAAACUUUGACUCUGCUUUCUCUCCAGAGAUACUGCCAGACCUGUUGAGAUUUUCUAGCAAUUUCUGUUUUCAUUUUUGAAUUCACCAUUCGGGUUUCUUUGUGGCCAACUUAUUUUUAUGGCCUAAACAAAAAGUCUACUCCAAAUGCUGCCCUGUCACUUGAAUACUGGGGCUACGCAAAUUAAUUGAAUUCAAACAUGGGACGGAGGAUCUCUGAGCUUAAAGGAGAGCUUUCCAAAAUCACAAGAUCUUUUGCCAUUUUAAAAUGAUUUUAAAAAGCUUCUGUAAAAUGAAGGCUAUAUAAUAACUUCUGUUUUGUUGGUCAGGCUUCCCGAAAAUAAUGAUCAAAAAAGAAACUUGAGUGUGUAGUUUAAACCUGGACUCUGUCUAGACAUAUAACAAGAGUGCAACUGUUAAUGCCUCUAUGAAUACUGCAUGAAUUAUGAUUUACGGUCAAAUUGAUAACCUUGAAAUUCAAGAGCUACUCAUGGCAUUCCUAAGGGUUACCAAAUGGACUGUUGGCAGAGGUAAGCACUCCCAGCUCGAUAUCAUACACUGCUUGUUAAGCAAUACGUCAGCAAGCUCUGCUGCAUUGAUUCCUUAACUCUUCAUUACCUUUCGAUGGUUGACCUGCCGAACGGUGUUGAUCAUGAUAGAUAUACACCCUGUCCUGGAACAGAGGGGAUGGGGAAAUAAGAGGGAAGAAGCAAGAAUGUAAACAGUACAACGCGUGUUUACAACUCUUUGACCACACAAUAAUGAAAACCCUGCUUCAUUCAAUCUCUACAACUUGAUAUAAGCAUCCACCCCCCCCCCCUCCCCCGCCUCCCAGACUUUCUAUUUCACUGUUCAUUAAAUCCUUCACCUGUAACUGAACAAAAAUAAUUUGGAGAGAAAUAAAAAUGUGUCCUGAAUAAAUCAGUGAUUUGUUUUUUUUGGAUGACAGAGGAUUAAAGAGCUUUUGAAUGUCUUGGACCUGGUAUAUGACAUCACUGGAUAUCAUUUAACCUGUUUUGAAUACAAAAAAAACUGCCUGUGGAUGUUGUCUGUCCGUCAACUUGCCUUUUUAAUUCUUAUCCUGUGGAGGUGUGACGUGUUUGUAUCUUUUAAUGUAGCAAACUUGAGACUUUCCACAGUGCUGUUAAUAUGUGAAAAAAAAGAAAAUGGCAACAAUUAAGAUAUGUAUGCUUCAAUAAACUGUUUUCUAAUAGCUGGCAGUCUGUUACAGUGUACGUACUAAAUAUAUAGAGAGUGACCUCUCAUCAUGUCGCGGCAGUACCAGAAACAGUAAGCACUAAAUAAAAGAGAAAGAGUAUUUAUUAAUUCUGUCACUGAUGCGUCAUGUUUAUGCAAGAGUUUGUUUCAUUCAGACUUUUAGGGGGAAGAUGGUGGCGGCAUGACUGUUUUAGUUUAC
Molecule: messenger RNA, 12302 nt
Organism: Stegostoma tigrinum
Lineage: Eukaryota; Metazoa; Chordata; Chondrichthyes; Orectolobiformes; Stegostomatidae
Gene: brinp1
Product: bone morphogenetic protein/retinoic acid inducible neural-specific 1
Exons: 9
Coding region: 734-3019 (761 amino acids)
Biological process (GO): positive regulation of neuron differentiation; negative regulation of mitotic cell cycle
Source: RefSeq, a predicted model, not a curated record